Daucus carota subsp. sativus is the source of this 3393-nucleotide messenger RNA. Its product is annotated as 4-alpha-glucanotransferase DPE2. Gene Ontology annotation, biological process: carbohydrate metabolic process. NCBI's taxonomy places the organism in Eukaryota, Viridiplantae, Streptophyta, Magnoliopsida, Apiales, Apiaceae. The transcript has 23 exons. The record is from RefSeq and is a predicted model, not a curated record. The coding region runs from base 269 to 3193 and encodes 974 amino acids. Gene Ontology annotation, molecular function: 4-alpha-glucanotransferase activity; starch binding.
GCAAACCUCCAAACACUUGCAUUACACUUUAGCCCAACAACAAUAAAUAUUAUUAUAAUAAUAAUAUAAAAAUCUCCCCGUGAGAAUGUGAUAUAUAUUCAUCAUUCAACAGGGAUUCACAAGCUCUGCUUUGUUUAUCACAAACCCACAUGCAUCUUCCAGAUUCCAUUGAUUUCUAUCCACCCAACUCAUUUUCUUGAUAAAGUUGCCUCAUUUUUUUGCAUAUUCUUGAAUUUCAAGUUACUAAUUUUAUUGAAGCAAAGGAAAAAUGGUGGAUUUUGGGGUGUUGGCUGAUAAAAAAUCUCUGAAAUCAGCAAAAGCGAGCUUUAGGAUUCCAUAUUUUACUCAGUGGGGGCAGAGUCUACUGGUUUGUGGAUCAGAACCAGUUCUUGGUGCUUGGAAUGUCAAAAAAGGUGUUUUGUUGAGCCCUACUCAUCAAGGUGAUGAGCUUAUUUGGGGUGGAACUUUGACGGUUCCAGCAGGAUUUGAUUCGGAGUAUAGCUAUUAUGUGGUGAAUGAUCAGAGGACUGUGCUGCGUUGGGAGGCCGGAAAGAAAAGGAGACUCGUGCUACCAGACGAGGUUCAGGAUGGAGAGGUGGUGGAGUUUCAUGGUCUUUGGCAGGCUGGUUCUGAUGCUCUCCCUUUCAGAAGCGCUUUCAAAAACGUCAUAUUUGGCAAGUGUCUUAGUUUAAAUAGUGAGAUAACACCUGGCAUCAUUCAGAACAAGUUGGAUGGAAAAGAUGGGAUUGUUGUUCAAUUCAAAAUAUGCUGCCCAAAUAUAGAAGAAGAAACCACAGUCUAUGUGAUUGGUAGCUCACUGAAGCUGGGACGAUGGAAAGUUCAAGAUAGUCUUAAACUUAAUUAUGCUGGUGAUUCACUUUGGCAAGCAGACUGUAUCAUGCAAAAGGAUGAUUUUCCUAUAAAAUACAAGUACAGUAAAUACAGCAAAGCAGGAGACUUCUCUCUAGAAACGGGUCCAAAUCGGGAGCUCUUUAUUGACUUCUCAACUAAUCAAGCGAAGUAUGUUGUUCUUUCUGACGGUAUGAUGCGGGAAAUGCCAUGGAGGGGUGCUGGAGUUGCUAUACCGAUGUUCUCUAUCAGAUCAGAGGCUGAUCUUGGAGCUGGAGAAUUUCUUGAUUUAAAGCUACUUGUGGACUGGGCUGUUAAUUCAGGCUUCCAUUUAGUUCAGCUUUUACCUAUUAAUGAUACAUCAGUGAACAUGAUGUGGUGGGAUUCAUAUCCGUACAGCUCACUGUCGGUAUGUGCACUGCAUCCGUUAUAUCUAAGAGUACAAGCACUUUCACAAGAUAUUCCAAAAGAUAUCAAGCAAGAGAUAGAGAUGGCAAGAGGACAGCUAAAUGGAAAGCAUGUGGAUUAUGAGGCCACAUUGGCGAAAAAGCUCUCAAUUGCCAAAAAAAUGUUCAGCCUGGAAAAGGAUGUAAUACUGAACUCAAGUUCCUUCAGUAAAUUCUUUACAGAGAAUGAGGAUUGGUUGAAACCAUAUGCAGCUUUCUGUUUCUUGCGUGAUUUUUUUGGAACAGCAGAUCAUAGCCAGUGGGGCCUCUUCUCUCAUUUUUCAACUGACAAGCUUGAGAAGCUUACGUCAAAGGACAGCUUCCAUUACGAUAUAAUAUGCUUUCACUACUAUAUCCAGUUCCAUCUGCAUAUACAAUUACUUGAAGCUUCAGAAUAUGCAAGAAGGAAGGGAGUUGUGUUGAAAGGUGAUCUUCCUAUAGGCGUGGACCGGAAUAGUGUGGAUACUUGGGUAUAUCCUAGUUUGUUCCGCAUGAAUACCUCUACUGGGGCACCUCCAGACUAUUUUGACAAAAAUGGGCAGAACUGGGGAUUUCCCACUUAUAACUGGGAGGAAAUGUCAAAAGACAACUAUGCUUGGUGGCGAGCUCGUUUGACGCAGAUGGGCAAGUACUUCACAGCUUACCGCAUUGAUCACAUUUUGGGUUUCUUUAGAAUCUGGGAGCUUCCUGAUCAUGCAAUGACAGGCCUGGUUGGAAAAUUCCGCCCCUCUAUCCCUCUUAGUCAGGAAGAGCUUGAAAAAGAGGGAAUAUGGGACUUUGAUCGCUUGAGUCGUCCCUACAUUCUGCAAGAAAACCUGAAGGAAAUAUUUGGGCCAUCUUGGAGUGUUGUAGCUGCUAACUUUAUGAAUGAAUAUCAGAAGAAUUUUUACGAGUUUAAGGAGGACUGCAACACGGAGAGGAAGAUUGCUUCUGCACUAAAAUUGUGUAUGGAGAAGUCAUUGUUCUCGGAGGAUGAAGUUGAACUACGGCGCAAACUUUUUGAUCUUAUGCAGAACAUAGCACUCAUUAAAGAUCCAGAAGAUCCUCGGAAAUUCUAUCCUAGAUUCAAUAUUGAAGAUACAUCAAGUUUCAAAGAUUUAGAUGAGCACAGUAAAAAUGUUUUGAAAAGGCUCUACUAUGACUACUACUUCCAUCGGCAAGAAAAUCUUUGGCGAGAAAAUGCUCUUAAAACUCUCCCAGCCCUUCUAAACUCAUCUGAUAUGCUGGCUUGUGGAGAAGAUCUUGGCCUCAUUCCUUCUUGUGUUCAUCCAGUUAUGCAAGAAUUAGGUUUAAUAGGACUACGCAUUCAACGAAUGCCAAGUGACGCAGGAUUGGAGUUUGGCAUUCCUUCUCAAUAUGAUUAUAUGACGGUAUGUGCUCCAUCAUGCCAUGAUUGCUCCACCCUGCGGGCUUGGUGGGAAGAAGAUGAAGAAAGAAGGUGUCAAUUUUUCAAAACAAUGAUGGGGUCUGAGAAGUUGCCACCUAGCCAGUGUGUCCCUGAAAUUGUAAAUUUUAUCCUGCGGCAACAUGUUGAAUCUCCCUCAAUGUGGGCAAUCUUCCCACUCCAGGAUUUGUUGGCGUUGAGAGAAGAAUACACGACCAGGCCUGCUGUAGAGGAGACUAUCAAUGAUCCUACUAAUCCAAGGCAUUACUGGAGAUUCCGUGUACAUGUGACACUGGAGUCCCUGUUGAAAGAUAAAGAACUCACAAAAGCUAUCAAAGAUCUUGUUCGUGGAAGUGGACGAUCACAUCCACUUUCUGCAGAAGCUGAAUCGAACGUGACUCAACAAGUUCAUUUAGUCUCAGACAAACAAGAAAUCACAGUUGGGCAGGACAAGCUUCCGCUUGCAAACAAGCUUAAUGGAGUACCUGAAACAAAAACCAUACCAGUCCUAUAGACUGUAAGCUGCUGAAAUGGAUGCACGAUGUCACCUAAAAAUGAGGAAGUAUCCGCCAAGUUGAUGAAUUUGUUAAUUUCUUUCUGUUUCUUGCCUUAAAUUAGCAGCGUCUCAGGCAGAUAUAUGCGAAGCAUAGCUUCUAAAAAUAAACGUGUAUUAUUGACUUAAUAUAGAGAAAUAAAGUACAAUUUUUACGACUA